AUUCUUCCCCUCACAGAAAUACAUAGGUCAUUUCUAUUGCGUUUCUCUUUUUGCUCUCUUGGAGACGUAUAUAUUCAUCUAUCAAUAAACUAGCUAGAGAUAAUUAAGAAGAAAAGACCAUUAUAUAUAUAAUUAUAAUUAUAAUUAUAUUGCAGCUAGCUAGGAUUGAAGGAUGAGUUCAAGAGUUCUUUGCAUUGCCAUGUUGCAUCUCUUGUGUCUGUUCCUUCUCUCAGGAACAAGUAUUGCAGAGAGACAGGAUGAUGAACAUGGCUCAAAAGCAAUCCGGAAAAGCAAAAAACUUGAUGAUGAUGAUUCUCGUCGGCAAGAGUUGAUGAUGAUGUACGAUGAGCUGGUAGCGAAAGCUGAUAUUCCCGUCAUCAAUCCAGUUCCGAAUACCCCUCCCGCUCCUCCGGGUUCCACAAUAACUCCCAUUCCUCCUUCCACCCCAGUGGAUCCCAUUCUUACUCCCACACUUCCAAACCCAACCCCCCCAGAUCCCACCCUUACUCCCACGCUUCCAAAGCCCCCUCUGAACCCAACCCCUUCCAUUCCCAGUCUAAACCCUGCACCCUCUCUGAACCCGAACCCAACUCCGUCAGCACCGAGCGGACAAUGGUGUGUUGCCAAGCCAGAUGCUGCAACUACUGAUUUACAGGUGGCUCUGGACUACGCUUGCGGCUACGGGGCAGACUGUUCAGCUAUUCAGGCAAGCGGAAGUUGUUACCAGCCAAACACGCUCCUUGCUCACGCCUCUUAUGCAUUCAAUAGCUACUACCAAAAAAACCCAAUUCCUACCAGUUGUGACUUUGGAGGAACAGCCAGCUUAACAACUACAGAUCCAAGUACCGGCGCCUGCAGCUAUUCAUCAUCAACUGCUUCCCCCACGCCUCCUCUUACACAGUCGCCUCCCACCCCCACCAUGCUGCCGCCUACAACCCCCACACUACUGCCUCCAACCACCAUUCCCUUGAGCCCGCCUACACCAACACCAGCCAUCACCCUACCCCCGCCAGGUCAACCAGCAGUAGAUACCCCGGAAUCAUUAGAUUAUGGGGCGCCGACAGAUUCACCUAACUCAGCAUGCACCUUCUCAGCAAACCUAGUACUACUUCUCAUGCUUUCUUUCCUGUCGUUGCAUCAUAUGUAAAUCUAAAGUCAGAUUAAAUGAAGAGAAAGAGAGAGCACUGAAGUUGCAACAUGAAUCCAGUAUGUUUUAUUUAUUGCCUCCAAACAUUACAUUACAAACUCUUCAGAGGCACGGCACAGACAGAACCAUCAUGAUGCUCGAAAGCUCACGACCAAGGAGCAGUCAGCAGUUUCUAUAUCUUUCACCUCUGUAUGGCUUUUAGAUCCAACAGGAAGCCAAGAGAUAAGUGAAGAAAGUCAUCUUGAUGUAUGUAUGUAUGUAUGUAGUCGGUAUUUUAUAGCUAUAAACUCCCACUUAAAUACAUACUUCAUUAUCAUAGACAGAAAAUUUCAGCUUAAUUUAUGUAGUGAAAGACGUGCAUUUUCUGCCUCCUAACAGACAUGAUAAUCUAAAACGCUAUAAACAGCCCCAUCACCGG
Cuscuta europaea is the source of this 1565-nucleotide messenger RNA. NCBI's taxonomy places the organism in Eukaryota, Viridiplantae, Streptophyta, Magnoliopsida, Solanales, Convolvulaceae. The record is from the annotation of a GenBank genome assembly.